AACUUCACCACGUUUCCAGCUGUUGGACAGAAUCUCACAUACUGGUGUCGAUAUCCAAAUGAUUCUUUUAUAAACAAAUUCAUCUGUAAGGGAGAAGAUCCAUCUAUAUGUGAGCCUUUAUUAAGCACACAGCGCAACAAGACCAUUGGGAGGUUUUCUAUGAAGGACGACAAAAACAAGAGAAAGAUCACCAUAACAGUGAGAAAUGUAACAACAGACGACACUGGGACAUACUGGUGUGGAGCAGAAACCACUGACAAAACACGCAGCAAAAAAUUCUUCCAAAAGCUGGUGAUGACUGUAGGUCAUGAGGUCUUGUCUAAAGUGAAGGGAUGCCCAGUAGGAUGGAUUCAAUUCACCUGCAAAUAUCCAAAACCAAAUGUAACAUAUGAAAGUAUUGAUUUAGUUAAUCCCAAAGAAACCAUACGAAGUGCUCUAAAGAAUGUGUGGGAAAACAACGGCAGAGUUUUCCUGUACCAUGAUCCAAAAAAAAACCAUCUCAGGGUGGCCAUUAAUAAAACUGAACGUGAGAACUUUGGGAAGUACACCUGUAAAUUUAACCAACUACCUGACUCAUGUGACACAGUGGAACUGGACUUGGACGUUGAGACAGACGGCUGCCAGGGAAAAUUUAUUCAAACUGCGUACAGAACAGCUAAAACCACCAUCGCAUGUGAUUACACAGGAAACAAACACAAGUUCUUCUGCAAACAGAAAGGUUCAAUCUGUGAGGAUAUUUUAUCAACAAAAUCCUCUCUGAAGUCAAACGGGACAUUCACUCUCACAGAAACCAACAGUAGCUUCAGCGUGUCCAUCAGUAAUGUGUCCUCACGUGAUGCUGGUGUCUACUGGUGUGGAGUGGAAACACAUGAAGGAAGUUACAGAGCUGCUCUCAGAAAGAUAAAGCUGGAGGUUAAAGCUUCUAUUACUAACUUCACCACGUUUCCAGCUGUUGGACAGAAUCUUACAUACUGGUGUCGAUAUCCAAAUUAUACUCUGAUAAACAAAUUCAUCUGUAAGGGAGAAGAUCCAUCUAUAUGUGAGCCUUUAUUAAGCACACAGCACAACAAGACCAUUGGGAGGUUUUCUAUGAAGGAGGACAAAAACAAGAGAAAGAUCACCAUAACAGUGAGAAAUGUAACAACAGACGACACUGGGACAUACUGGUGUGGAGCAGAAACCACUGACAAAACACGCAGCAACAAAUUCUUCCACAAACUGGUGAUGACUGUCGGUGAGUGAUAUUGUUUUAUUGUGUGGAUGUAGUUGACUAUCAAUUUUAUCAGCUCUGACUAUAUUAACCUCCA
Messenger RNA from Micropterus salmoides (largemouth bass), 1307 nucleotides. RefSeq names its product polymeric immunoglobulin receptor-like. Gene Ontology annotation, cellular component: plasma membrane. The coding region runs from base 160 to 1242 and encodes 360 amino acids. The transcript is spliced from 4 exons. Gene Ontology annotation, molecular function: transmembrane signaling receptor activity. Lineage: Eukaryota; Metazoa; Chordata; Actinopteri; Centrarchiformes; Centrarchidae. The record is from RefSeq and is a predicted model, not a curated record.